Molecule: messenger RNA, 2589 nt
Organism: Macrosiphum euphorbiae (potato aphid)
Lineage: Eukaryota; Metazoa; Arthropoda; Insecta; Hemiptera; Aphididae
Source: the annotation of a GenBank genome assembly
AUGUAUUCGGGUGGCUCCAAAUGUUGUCUGUCGUAUUGCACCAGUAUUGCCUUUGGUAAAAAACAAAUCGAAACCAAGUUUCAUCGAUUUCCCAAAGAUCACGUAAGGUGUGCCGUCUGGAUUGAAAAUUGUAAACCAAUCAAUUUACCAACUAUUGACCCUGAUAUUCUAUCAAGAAAUCACAGAUUAUGUUCACUUCAUUUUGAAGAUAAAAUGUACACCAAUUUAAAUAAAACUAGAUUGUCAAAUCAAGCAAUACCAACAUUGUUUAAAAGUAACAUUUUCGUUAGAGAAGACCAAACAUUACGUCGUGUUGAGAUUCCAUCUGGAUAUUUUGCUGAAAAUACAAUGCUAACUGAAAAUGUUUUAAUUGACAGUCCACUGACUUGUUCAACUCCUGUGUCAUUUACUCAUAACUCAUCGACAUGUUCAUCUUCUUCAUCAAUAGAAUCAUGUUCCAUAAGUAUUCAAAGUCCAAACUCAUUAACUGGCAUAACUUCAAGGAAACACGUACGUCAAGGAGGACUCUCCAAUUCUAUGAGCUCAAUUAAGGAACUAGAACAAGAAUUAACAGACCCUACCACUAUUGAAUAUUUUAUGAAAAUGUGUGAACAAUAUUUAUCACCAUCAGUCAACCUUCUAGUUAAAAAUAAUAUUAUAAAUAAAGAAAAGUCAAAAAGUGGGCAACGCUAUUCUAAACAAUUUGCUUUAACAAUAUAUUUUCUAGGCCUUGACGUAUUUAAUUUUCUUCAAAGAUCUUUUUCUCUUCCUUCUAUUCACACUUUAAAAAGAUUAACUUCACAAUAUGAUUUAAAACCUGGCUUAAAUGAUUUCCUAUUUAACUUUUUAGAGUUUAAAAUGAGUAAUUUUCAUGCUGAUGCUUUGGACUGCUUUUUAUGUGUUGACGAAAUAUUGCUAAAACCAAAUUUAUAUUAUAAUAUUACUAAAGAUGAGAUAAUAGGUUUUAACCAAUUAAACUGUUUUAGAACAUAUGAACCUGCUAAAUAUGCUCUUGUCCUUAUGAUCAAAGGAAUCAAAUAUAAUUGGGAACAACCUAUUGCCUAUUAUCUUUUUUCCAACAACUGUUCUGGUCCAGAUCUUAAUUUCAUUAUAUUUUCAACAAUUCGCCGAUUAAGAAAUAUAAAUUUUAAUGUUAGAUGCUUAGUUACAGAUCAAGGGUCAAAUUUCAUUCGCUUUUCUAAUGAUAAUCAUGUUUCUUCUAAGGAACCAUUUUUUGAAAUUGAUGGACAGCAAGUAAUAUAUAUAUUUGAUCCUCCUCACCUGCUUAAAUCAACACGUAACAUGUUUUUUAAAAAUGUAUUCAAAAUAAAUGAAGAUUUAGUAGACAAAAAACAUUUAGAUCAAUUUUACAACUAUUUUAUCAAAAAUAAACUCUCUUUGGCACAUAAAUUAACAUAUUCACAUAUUCAUCCAAGUCCUUUUGAUAAAACAAAACUUCAUUUAGCAGCUCAAGUCUUUAGCGCCACUGUUGCGGCUGGUAUGUCAACAGCAUUAAAUUUUGGAUUAUUACCAGUUGAAUCUCAAAGAACAAUAGAUUUUAUUAAUGACAUGGACCAAUUAUUUGACAUAUUUAAUUCUAGAGAAAUUCAUAACAGUAAAAUUUUUAAAAGUCCUUUUAAUAAUGCUUCACCUCAGUUAGAUCAUUUAAUAAAAAUGACUGAAAUAUUUACAAACUUAAAAGUUAUAGACAAAAAGAAUAAUACUGAUGUUACUAAACAUACACAUUUUAUAAAUGGUUGGUUAGUCUCUAUUUCUGGACUAAAAAUGCUUUGGAAAUCUUUAAAUCCUACCCAAAACAAAACAUAUAACAUUUCUACUGGCCGCUUAAAUCAAAAUUAUCUUGAGAAUAUAUUUGGAAUUUUUCAACGCAGUUCAAAUCCUACUCCUAUCCAAUUUAUUCAAUCUUUUAAAAAAAUAUUUUGGCUUCAAUAUUUUAAACAUAUCCUAGGAGCUAACUGCUUAAAAGACCUUGACCAAGUAUUUACUCAUAUCAAAAAACAACCAACAACUAAUAAAAUGACCAAAUUAUUUGAUUCUGAAGAACAAAAUCAUCUUUUUAAUUUCAAAUCAAUAAAAAUUGGUACUGAUGACUACAGGAAAUUAAAUAUUCCUGAGAGAAAUGCAUGCGCUCUUGUGUCUGGAUAUAUUAUGAAGAAAUGUAUGGAGAAACAUGUAUGUCAGGUUUGUAUAGACUAUGCGAAACAUCAAAAAACAUUAGAUCAGUCCUUUCUCUUAGCUUUCUUUAAAAUUUAUUCUGCAAAUGAUUCUUCCAAUUUCAGUAAACAAUUAAUGCCUAAUGAUGAGUUCUAUAAUUAUAUUAUUCAAUUAGAAGAUGCUUUUAUUGACAAUUUCCCGUCUAUUGCAACUUAUGAUAAUAUCGGGUCCACUUUAAAAGAUUUACUUUGUAAUAUACGUUUCAAACAUCCUUGUGUAUUAUUUAACAAACAAUUUUUAAUAGAUUUAUUUAUACGCUUUAGAAUUUUUACUGCAAUUACAUUUUUAAAUAGGUCUAUGUUGUCUGAAACAAAACGAAAGAAUAGAAAACUAUCUAGUUUAAGACAUUUGUAA